Messenger RNA from Spinacia oleracea (spinach), 1719 nucleotides. RefSeq lists its product as uncharacterized. The coding region runs from base 1 to 1719 and encodes 572 amino acids. The record is from RefSeq and is a predicted model, not a curated record. NCBI's taxonomy places the organism in Eukaryota, Viridiplantae, Streptophyta, Magnoliopsida, Caryophyllales, Amaranthaceae. The transcript is spliced from 4 exons.
AUGGCACAACAACAGACCUUGCUACCUAAUCAGGAUCCUGCUUCACCUUUUUACUUACAUCCUACUGAUAACACUGCAAGCCAAUUAGUUUCAGCAAAAUUCAAAGAAGAAGGAUAUGGAGAUUGGAAAAGUAGUAUGAUGAUUUCAAUGUCAUCUAAGAAUAAGUUAGGGUUUGUGAAUGGAACAAUAGUCCAACCUGACAUUACACGUGUUAUAUAUGAUGCUUGCGCAAGGUGUAAUGAUAUGAUGAUUUCUUGGCUGCUGUUCAAUUUGGACACAACUAUAGCCAAGAGUGUAUUGUACUUCAAUACAGCAAGAGAGAUAUGGGUGGAUUUAGAAGAGAGGUUUGGUUUUGUUUCUGGUCCACAACUGUAUUCUUUAGAACAGCAGGCUGUUGCUAUUACACAGGGAGGACAGAACAUUGCUGAAUUUUUCACAGAGAUCAAGUCAAUAUGGGACAAGAUGAGUGCAGCAAAUCCCUUGCCAUCUUGUACCUGCAAUCUGUGCACCUGUAACUUGACACAAAAGAUUUUUAAGAUGCAGCAAGAUCAAAGAUUGAUGCAGUUCUUAAUGAAGUUAGGAGAACACUUAUCCACUGCUAGAGGCAAUUUGUUAAUGAUGCAACCUCUUCCAACCAUUUCACAUGCCUAUAGAAUGCUGGCACAAGAGGAGAGACAAAGAGAAAUUUCAGCACUUGUGCCACAGAUGGAGAGCCAUGCCUUUGGUGCUGACAGAAGAAGGUACAACGACUUUCCUAAUAGGAACAACAACUACACUCCAUACAAGGGGCAACAGGGACAAUCAUAUGGGAGAAGUGGCUAUUCUUACAAUAAUCAGUCUGGAGGCAACAAGUCAAUUGGUUACAAGAAGCCUUUUACCUACUUCUGUGAUCAAUGCAAGGUGAAUGGACAUAGCACUAAAAGAUGCUUCAAGUUACAUGGAUUUCCUCCUGGUUUCACUGGGUUUAAGAAUGAUAAAAGAGCUGCAGCUGCAACCUAUAUAGAUGAGACUUACUUUGAUGAUAUGGCAGAUUAUCAACAUCAAUUUUACUCUGGUGACAAGGAACAAAACCAACCUGGUUUUCUCACAGCAGAACAAUGCACUCAAUUACUAAGUCUGCUCAACAAACAGCAAACUGAGAAGUCUAGUAAUGCAGAUGCUCAAGUUGAGGAAGGUGAAACUUCUGGUCAUGCUUUUAUGGCAGACAGUGGUGCAUCUGUUCAUAUGUGUGUUAGUCUUAGCAUGUUUGACAGUUAUGAACCUAUUAAAAAUUCUAAUGAGUAUAUCACAAUUCCUGAUGGAAGAAGGGGCCAUUUGAUGAAAAGGCCACUGGUUCUUGGUAGUGUGAGAUCAGGGCUGUACAGUGUGGAAUCUGGUCAGAAACAACACAUUACAGAAGAAUCAACUACUUGUCUUUCAGCAUCUAAUGCAAGCAGAAACAAUGCAGAGGUCUGGCAUUUGAGGCUUGGUCACAUGCCUUUCAAUAAGAUGAAACUCAUUGUCAGUGAUUUGAUUGAACCUAGCAAUAAUGAUUCCAUUUGUCAAGUAUGUCCAGCUGCUAAGCAAUCUAGGGUUUCUAUUCCUAUUAGUAGCAUUAAGACUACUGAGAGAUUUCAAAUGAUACAUCUAGACACUUGGGGCCUUACAAGAUUUAAUACAAAAGUUUUAUGUGUGAGAUCAGAUAAUGCUCUUGAGCUGUGUGAGGGAGACAUGAAGUAA